AUGCAGCAGCAAGGGAAGAGUAGUGGAUCUGAGAUGGAGGUGACUUGGGAAGAUCAGCAGAACAUCAAUACCUUCAGCCGUUUCAACAACCGACUCCAUGAACUCGUAGACGAAAUCAAAUUCGCCAAGGAAAAGUGUGAUAAUCUAGAGGAUGCAGGGAAUGAGUUGAUCCUUGCUGAUGAGGAGAUGGUACGGUUUCAGAUAGGAGAAGUCUUUGCUCAUGUGCCCAAGGAUGAGGUGGAAACAAGGAUUGAAGAGAUGAAAGAGGCAACCAUUAAAUCCCUUGAAAAGCUCGAGCAAGAGAAAGAAUCACUCGUCUUACAAAUGGCUGAGCUUAAGAAGGUAUUGUAUGCUAAGUUCAAGGAUUCUAUCAACCUUGAAGAAGAUUGA
Molecule: messenger RNA, 390 nt
Organism: Eruca vesicaria subsp. sativa (arugula)
Lineage: Eukaryota; Viridiplantae; Streptophyta; Magnoliopsida; Brassicales; Brassicaceae
Source: the annotation of a GenBank genome assembly